AUGUUUUAUAAAAAUAUUAUGGGGAAAGAAGUUUUAUUUCAAUAUUUUAUUAUAAAAAUUAUAAUAUACCUCAUUUUCCGUAUAAUAAGAACUAUUAUUCAUAUAGAAUCAUUAAUAUGGAUGAUUUUAAAAAAUAUAAUAUAUCAAGAAAAAGAGGAGGAUGAUGGUAAAGAUGUAAAAGUUUAUGAUAUUCUUAUGAGAUACAAAUUUUAUCAUACUGAUCCAUCAAAAGAAACUGAUUUUAUAUGUUUUUUUAAUUCAUUUACAAGUUAUGAUAAAAUUAUUUCAUCAAAUAAUUGGCAUUUUUAUUCACUUAACAAUUAUUACGCCUACUUUAUUUAUCUCCCACAAUCAUAUACUUUUCAAUCAAAUAGUUCUUUCACAACGUACACUUUCAAAAAUGGAGUUUUUUUAGCUAAAGUAAAUGCAUCUGAUUUUCUAAGUACAACAAAUAUUAUCAAAAAUUUAAAUGGAAAAUCAAUAAUAUUAUAUGAUAUGCCUUUUUCAUGUGUUAAUGAUUUUCUUUCACUUUUAUAUAAUUUAAUACCAGCCCCAAAACAUGAUGACAAAACAAUUAAAAUAUUUAAAGAUUACUCAUCAUUAAAUAGUGUUUUAAGAUUAGUUAAUACUAAUGAUAAUUUAACACAUGAAGAAUGUAAAAAAAUUUUAUUAAAUGUCAUGAGAUGUAUAAUGAAAAAUCAAAAAAGUAAUGAAAUAUGGAUUAUUGAAAUGGCAUCAGAAAGUAUAUCAUUAAUUCCUUAUAUUCAUUCACCAUCAACUUCAUCAAUAUUAUAUGCUUUUUAUGGAAGAGAUAAAAUUGAUCAAGCAAUAUUAUAUUAUUUAAAAGAACAUGAUUAUAAAGAUAAACAAUUAAAAGAAUUAUUAGUUAUGAGAAAAAAAUUAAAAAAAAUAAUGACAUUUUUUACAUGGAAAACAUCAUUUGAAGAAACAAUUCUUAAUCGUGUUAAACCACAAAAUCCUCUUCAAUUGGCAUUAACAUUGAUCUCAAAAUCAAUACUUGAUUAUAGGUUACAUAAAAAGUAUUUUAUUAAUAAUAUUAUUUAUUAUGAACAAUUUGUAUCUGAUCCCUAUAUUACAAUAACUCAUUUUUUAAAAAAUUGUGGUUUAUUAAAUCAGUUUUCAAUACCUGAAAUAUCUUCAAUUAAAGAACAUCAAGUUAAGAGAAAAUUUACUGAAAAAGAAAUUGAAGAAAUUAGAAGUAUUGUUGAAAUAAUUGAUUUAUAUGGUGAAAAUAAAGAAUUAUUUAAUGAUUCUUCAAUAACAUAUCAAAAUAAAGAUGAAUAUUUGUAA
Molecule: messenger RNA, 1311 nt
Organism: Strongyloides ratti
Lineage: Eukaryota; Metazoa; Nematoda; Chromadorea; Rhabditida; Strongyloididae
Exons: 3
Coding region: 1-1311 (436 amino acids)
Source: RefSeq, a predicted model, not a curated record